Oppia nitens is the source of this 747-nucleotide messenger RNA. RefSeq names its product histone-lysine N-methyltransferase SETMAR-like. The record is from RefSeq and is a predicted model, not a curated record. Lineage: Eukaryota; Metazoa; Arthropoda; Arachnida; Sarcoptiformes; Oppiidae. Gene Ontology annotation, molecular function: nucleic acid binding. The coding region runs from base 1 to 747 and encodes 248 amino acids. The transcript has 4 exons.
AUGUCAAAUUGGGCCGAAGCGACAAAACGGAUCAAUGAAGUAUAUCCCGAAUCAAUUGGUGUUCGAAAAGUUCAGAGAUGGUUUGAUCGAUUUAAAUCGAAUGACAGAUCUCUUGUGGAUAAGAGUCGAGGACACCCUACUAUUGUCAUCGAUAAUGAAGUUCUUUUGAAAGAAAUAGAAGCGGAUCCGAGGCAAACUCUUCACGAUUUGUCACAUAAGUAUGGGUAUAUAAAAUCGGAAAAUGGGUACCACAUGAUUUGUCACCCGAACAAAGAGCCAAUCGAUAGAGACAUGUCGACGUUUGCUGUUCUCAAAGACGUUCCAUUUUUGGAACAAAUAGUGACAAUGGAUGAGAAGUGGGUGUAUUACGAAAACCCUGUCAUAGGUGGUCAAUGGGUCGAUCCUGAAGAACCUGCGAUACAGACGCCGAAAAGAAACCUCAAUCCUAGGAAGGCAAUGCUGUGUGUUUGGUGGGAUUGGAUUAGUAUUAUUCAUUAUGAAGUUCUCGAAUAUGGUCGGACGAUAACAUCUGAGCUCUAUUGUCAACAAUUGGACAGACUUAAAGAAGUAUUGAUGGUUGUACCUCACCCACCAUACUCUCCAGACAUCGCACCUUCAGAUUAUUAUUUGUUCCGAAAUUUACAGACGUUUCUUAAUGGAAAAACAUUCACUGGAAUCGAUGAUAUCAAAAAAACCAUCGAUGACAUCAAUCAAAGGACUACUUUAGGGGAUUAUGGCUUUGCCUGA